AAAAACACAAAGUGACUUUUUCGUCUGGGCUGCCGACAUGCCAUCCAGACUGAGGAAGACCCGGAAACUUCAGGGCCACGUGAGCCACGGCCAGGGCGGCAUAGGCAAGCACCGGAAGCACCCCGGAGGCCACGGUAAUGCUGGUGGUGUGCAUCACCACUGGAUCAACUUCGACAAAUACCACCCAGGCUACUUUGGGAAAGCUGGUAUGAGGCAUUACCACUUAAAGAGGAACCAGAGCUUCUGCCCAACUGUCAACCUGGACAAAUUGUGGACUUUGGUCAGUGAGCAGACACGGGUGAAUGCUGCUAAAAACAAGACUGGGGCUGUUCCCAUCACUGGUAUAGUGCGAUCGGGCUACUACAAAGUUCUGGGAAAGGGAAAGCUCCCAAAGCAGCCUGUCAUCGUAAAGGCCAAAUUCUUCAGCAGAAGAGCUGAGGAGAAGAUUAAGGGUGUUGGGGGGGCCUGUGUCCUGAUGGCUUGAAGCCACGUGGAGGGAGAUUCAUUAAAUGCUGGCUACUUUUAAAAAAAAAAAAAAGAAAAAAAACACAAA
Piliocolobus tephrosceles (Ugandan red Colobus) is the source of this 553-nucleotide messenger RNA. RefSeq names its product 60S ribosomal protein L27a-like. The coding region runs from base 38 to 484 and encodes 148 amino acids. Gene Ontology annotation, cellular component: ribosome; cytosolic large ribosomal subunit. Gene Ontology annotation, molecular function: structural constituent of ribosome. Gene Ontology annotation, biological process: translation. The transcript has a single exon. Lineage: Eukaryota; Metazoa; Chordata; Mammalia; Primates; Cercopithecidae. The record is from RefSeq and is a predicted model, not a curated record.